CGACGGAGAUAUAGAGAGACACAUCGCCGCCGCAAACCGCCAUGGCCGCCGCCGCCGAGAAAGUAGCCGCCACAAAAAUCCUGAUGCUCCCAUGGCUAGCCCACGGCCACAUAACGCCCUUCUUCGAACUAGCCAAAAGACUCGCCAAAAAAGAGUUCCAAAUUUACAUAUGCUCUUCCCCCAUAAAUCUCCAAAGCAUAAAGCCAAAGCUCUCAAAAACUGAUAGCAAAAUCCAACUCGUCGACCUUCAUAUUCCGGCUUCGCCGGAGCUCCCCGCCCACAUGCACACCACMAAAGGCAUCCCUCUCCACCUCGAGUCGGGCCUCAUCAGAGCCUGCGACGCGGCGGCUCCCGAUUUCGAGGACCUGCUCGACAAGCUCGAGCCGGACCUGGUCGUGUCCGACCUGUUCCAGCCGUGGGCGGUUCGGGCGGCCGUGGCGCGGAAUAUUCCCGUCGUUAACUUUGUCGUUACUGGCGUCGCGGUUCUCACUCGCUUGGCUCACGCGUUUUUUAGCGCUGGCGAGGAGUUUCCUUUCCCGGAACUUGAUCUUUCCGACCACUGGAUCUCAUCGAGCCGCCGGAAGACUUCCGAUGAACUGGGUCGGGACUGUGCGAUGCGGCUUCUUAACUGUGUGAAACAGUCUUCUAGCGUUAUUCUGGCUAAUACUUUCGUGGAGUUUGAAGGGAAAUAUAUCGAUUAUUUCGCUUCCUCAUUGAAGAAGAAGGUUCUCCCGGUGGCUCCUCUGGUUCAACGAGUCAACGCAGACAACGAGAAACCAGAAAUCGUGUCAUGGCUGGACAAGAAGAACCCAAAAUCAACCGUCUACGUGUCGUUCGGGAGCGAGUAUUAUCUAACGAAAUCCGACCGGGAAGAGUUGGCCCACGGCCUGGAACAGAGCGGCGCGAAUUUCAUAUGGGUCAUCCGGUUCCCGAAGGGUGAGCAAUAUGGAAGACUAUAUGAGGAGGAAUUAAAUGUAGAGGAAGGCCAUUGGUGGUGUGCAUAUGAGGAGGAAGCUCCCGCAGAGAUGGAAGAUUGA
Messenger RNA from Momordica charantia (bitter melon), 1037 nucleotides. RefSeq names its product mogroside IIIx synthase-like. Gene Ontology annotation, molecular function: UDP-glycosyltransferase activity. NCBI's taxonomy places the organism in Eukaryota, Viridiplantae, Streptophyta, Magnoliopsida, Cucurbitales, Cucurbitaceae. The record is from RefSeq and is a predicted model, not a curated record.